AUUUGAAUGAAGUUAUCAAUUCAAAAUGUUCAUUAAUAUUUUACGACAUUCUUUAAUUUUACGACAAACAAAAAAUCUUACGGCAAAACAAAAAUCUUAGAUUUUGUAAUGUUUUGAAUUUUUGCGAUGUGAUCCAAAGUUUGUGAAUAUUGCAAGAGAUGGCAUCUGAAGGGACGGAUAGUCGAACGAACAGCCUCACGAACCGGUCAUCAUCCAGUCAACACAAUGAUGAUGAUCUACAGCCACAGGAACUUAAGGGUUGGCUCAUGAAGAGAACUAAACUCUCGCGCAAAUGGAAGAAACAGUGGUUCUUGUUGAAAAGUACUAGUUUAUUAUAUGGAAACUCUCCAGAGGAUACAGAAAAACAAAUUCCAUUAACAAAUUCAGAAAUUUCAGAAAGUAUAAUAGACAAAAAACAGCAUGCAUUUUGUAUAAAAUCGAAAGAGAAUGGCCGGUCUUACUACAUACAGGCGGACAAUGAAAAUCUCCAGAAUGAGUGGAUGCAGGCCAUUUGUUUCGCCAAGGCAGCAGGACAGAGGGGGGAUAACUCUCAGGCGUGUGUGAUCCAGUGAAAAGAGUUACUCCCCCUGCAUUGUGCCAUGCUUGAAGAUAUCACAGAACUAUAACCAAGACACAAAGCGCUGGUGUUACUAUAUUUUUUUACAUUUUGAUUCUAUUCACACUCAACGACAAAAGAAAGUAUUUAUUUUGAUUAUCCCAUUAUUAUGGUCUAUAUGUUAAAAAUGAAAUUAUAUAAUGUGUUGGUUAUUUUUCAUUGCAAUGGACAUUUUAUUGUUUUCAACACACAUCAAUUUUUUUUAAUUACUAUUUGUUGAGUUUAUUUUUUCAACAUAAUUUAACUAAGAUUUGUAUAAUAAUGCAAAGUUAGAAAAUCAAGAAUUUUGUUCAAUUUUGAUGACUUUUUAUUUAUUCGGCUUUCACAUCCUGAAAAGGUCUACCUCGUUCAUCUUCUCGUUAAAGAAGCUUAUUUACACUGAUUUCAGUGCAGCAGAAUUACAUUGUUUAGAUAAAUGACGAUUUACCAGUCAAAAACAUCCUAUUUUGAGCUGGUGUGAUAUAUAAGUUGCUUUCCUGCUAAGCUUUUUUUUGUUUUUAAAUGUCUCAUUUUCAUCUACAGAGAAAAACAAUCAUAUUUUUUGAAAAAAUAGUAAUAGGGCUCGAUAAGUGAAUGGAAAAAGGUCCUGCUAGCAAUGAAUAUUGAUAGCCUUAUAGAAAUAAUCCCCUCAAAAAAGAUUUGUUCCCAAAAUGAAAAUGAGCAGAUAUUUGCAAAAAAUAUAUACUUUUGUGUUGUUGACUGUAUAUUUAAACUGUAGGCCAUUGCUGUGCAAUCGGUCAAUAAGUAUUGCAAAUAAUUUUUUGGGAUGCCUUGCCUUCAACCUGGGGCCAUCUACUGUUAGUACAUGUAUAUAGUUCCACCUUCAACCUGGGGCCAAUAAACCACUGUUAGUACAUAUAUAUCUUCAACAAUUUCGACUCAAAUUUCUUCAUUUUCCAUUUUAAAGCUAAUGGAUGUCUGAGCCAAUAUCAUAAAUUGCUUGAAGCAUGAUCACAUUUCUUUUUAUUUUGGCCUAUUAAGUUCUUUUUUAUAACUUUAAAACUGUUUCAGAAGGUGUGUCUGUAAUCACAUUGUUAAAAAGACAUGACUGCCGCACUUGGUAAAGUAAUACACACAGUUUAAAUAGUUUGAUACAUAAUUAAGCAUUGAUUUAGCUUAGGGUAUACCAAAUUGUAUUGGAAAUGUAAUGGAAUGACGUAUAUAGGGAGGUUAUUCAUAUAUAACCAUACUUAUUGAUACAGUAGAUCAAAGUUCACUGUUUUCAACUACAUUGUAGUUACUAUUUUGUAUGUGUUGGGCCAGAAAUAUUUUCUUGGCAUUUGGGUAAUUUAUUAACGUUUGUUUACUGCGACCAUUGUAACCUUCAUUCCUUUUAUUUGUGGGCAAGAAAAGAUGCAUGUUUGGAGUACAUUGUUUUCUUUUGCUAGGAAAAUGCUCUGUUUAAUAUAAGCGGUAGUCUAAGUUUUUGUUUUUUGUUUGUCAUUGUAAUAGGUACGGGAAAACGGUUAAAUCAAAUAUCGGUCAUUUCUUCAAUUUAAUAUUUUCUUUCCUGGAUGUAUUUGAUAGAGGAUACAGAAAGGAAGAAAUUAAAAUUAUCAUAUUCAGAACCAUCAUCAUCAUCAUCAUCAUCAUCAUCAUCAUCAUUUUAAAGGAAAGUGUAUGUAUUGUAUUGUCUGUAUCAUAUAUUCAUAUAUUUUAUACAAAUGCAUAAUUUAAUAUUAUGUGCUGUUCUAGUUCAUAGUUUACAAGAUGAGCUUAGCUCGCACAAUUGAUAUAUUCCAGAGUGUUAGGGCCCACAUGUUAUUAUCAUUCCCUUUAUGAUUAUGUUGUAUAUUUUAUUUUUUUGUUGAUCAUGUGUUGCGCCUUUUGUUAUCUUUAUGUUUCAUGUGAUAUUAGUUAUAUUUUAGAUUCAAUGGCUCACUGUUUUUGUUGUUUAUUGGAGGUAUUUGUUAUUCUCUUUAUGCUGUGCUUAUCCUGAAGAAUAAAACAAGUAGCUUUAA
Messenger RNA from Mya arenaria, 2577 nucleotides. Its product is annotated as PH domain-containing protein DDB_G0274775-like. Bases 159 to 572 code for a protein of 137 amino acids. Lineage: Eukaryota; Metazoa; Mollusca; Bivalvia; Myida; Myidae. The record is from RefSeq and is a predicted model, not a curated record. The transcript is spliced from 3 exons. Gene Ontology annotation, cellular component: early endosome; recycling endosome; trans-Golgi network. Gene Ontology annotation, biological process: retrograde transport, endosome to Golgi; endosome organization; receptor recycling.